Messenger RNA from Folsomia candida, 1563 nucleotides. RefSeq lists its product as uncharacterized. The record is from RefSeq and is a predicted model, not a curated record. Bases 244 to 576 code for a protein of 110 amino acids. The transcript is spliced from 2 exons. Lineage: Eukaryota; Metazoa; Arthropoda; Collembola; Entomobryomorpha; Isotomidae.
UACACCAAAAUUCCAUCACCGUUAUAAAUAAGUUGAACAACUGAAAAGCCUCGUUUCUUUGGAAACCUUGGUAUGAUUCCUUAAGUUGGAUUUGUUGUUUGUUUCUUACUUUUGUCUACCAUCGUUUUUACCACUUUUUGCUCUGCCAAUUUUGCGGUGAAACCGCAUCAUUCAACGUAAUAAUACUAAAAUCAAUUGUUUAACUCAUUGUUUCAGACUCACCCAUUAUAAGUUAUCGCCAUAAUGGCACAAAUCACAAAACAUUUAUUAACGAAGGAGGUGCAACAAAACCUGAUACAAAUUAAGGAUGUUCAAAAACUUUCACUUAUAAAGAAUAUGGAUUUGGUCAAAAAAAGCUAUACCAACGCCACUGGGAAGGAGCUAACGAAGGAAGAAUUUCUUCACUCUGCUCGAAUCAUGUCGCCCUUUGUAACCGAGUUAGACGUGGACAUAAUAUUCUCCGUGUGUGAUUCACCCAACCAGAAUUCGCGAGCUAAACAAUAUGACCAUGAAAUACGACCAGAAGACUAUUUCAAACACGUCAAGAAAAUAUUUACCGACCUAAAUGCUCUCUAACCAGCUGAUGAUAGUGGAGUGAAUCUAAUCAAGUUUAGUAUCAACUUUGUAGUUACAUAAGUAAAGUUACAUUUUCCAAAUCGUUAUUAUUUACUAACUUUCGCAAAAUUUUGAUUUUGUAAGAAACAAAACUAUUCGAAAAUUGGUAUCAAUUAAGUAUAUUAGAGAAAUUUUAACCAUGAGCCCUUAAAUCGAAGCGCUUUAAAUUUCGAAAAGGAUUUUCAUGAGUGAGCACAGACUUGCGCUUUAGAACAAGUGGGAUUACAGAGAGCACCCUAAUUGUAUAAAAAAAUUGUAUGGAGGUAUGUAAGAUCAAUUGUGGGAAAUUUCUACAUUAGCAUGCCUACCCUCCAUCCGUGUGCAGUUGAAAUUUUACAGAAAUUAAUAAUUCUGAGAAACUACGCCACUGUUAGUCUCAAAGUCUCCCGUCAGUAUAAAUUGGAGCAAACUUGAGACUGAUAGUACCGAAUUUCUGUUAAAGUUUAACCGUGUGCGAAUGGAGAGUAGUUACGAUAAUUGGUUAACUUAAAAGUUAACACUUCCGUACUUAUCUUUAGUUCAUCUUAUUUAAUUGUCUUACGCCUCUUUGUACCGUUUAAUAGGAUUGGUUAAGAAAUGUGUUCCCAAAUUUAGCCACUGAGUUUAUUUGCACGCGAUAUUACCAAACAUUUAUAGUUUACGUACAAAAAGAAGUGGAAAUGUGGUUCACAAAAUCGUAAAGAAUGUUAACACCAACAUCACGUUUAAUUACUCCAUUAAGAUUAGAAUGUCGGAAAAUGAUGAAUGGAAAAUAAAGUGGUCUUGCGUGAUUUAAUUAAUCCUUCCAUCACGUUUUCCACACACAUGCGGACAUGGUGUCAUUUAUAUAAUUAUUUUCCUUCACCAGCAUGCUCAAUUCAAAACUGGGUUAACAAUCUAUUUUUGCAAGUUUUUAAAAGUGUAAAAUAAUGUUUCAUAAGAAUUAAAACUUUAAGAUAAAAAAUCUAA